GUCUCGCCUCACUCGAACCUUUGACGUGGUUAAAGUCCCGGGAGCGCCGACAUCGCUUCAGUCCAGUUCUAACACCACUCGACGCCCGAUUUUUUAGUGACUCCGACUCUUUUGCGUCGCCCUUUGCCGCCCCUUUUUGCAUAAACCACCGCCAAAAUGGUGUACGAUUCCGAUUUCUACACCACCAGAAGGCCGUACCGCUCGUCGCCGGCUUACUCCUCCUACACCACAUCGAAACGCGAGAUCCCGUGGGAAAAGGUCCCGUUUGUCCCGAGACCCAGCCUGGUCCCAGAUCCCGUCACCGCCUUCGGCAAACGGCCCACCAAGCAAGAACUGGAACAGCAACAGCAAAGACCGCAACGCAAAUCCAUUCUGGACCCUGAAGAAAGGGCCAAGAUCAAGCCCAAGGCCGUGCUGGAACCGAUCAAGCCCUACUUGACAGCCCGGGACAGGACCAGGGAGAAGGUGUUCUGCGAUAUCCUCAGGAAGGGAAUGGCUCCGAACGAAGAUAAUAUCGAUGUAGUGUUGCCACGUUUACACAAAGUGGCGGAGUGUCCUGAUCUGCCUUAUAAAAGGAAAAUGUAUUCUUAUUCUGACUUGCCACCUGUUUGGUAAUGAGGGAAAUGAAUUAAGUAAUUUAUAGUUUAAUGGGCUUUAACGGUAACAUCAUCAGUUUUACAAGAUCAACUAAGUAGUUACUAGUUCACUACAAUAUAACAAAACACUUUAUAUUUUUACACUCUAUGACAUUAAAUUCAAUAAAAAAAUGUCUAUACCUAUGUGGCGGAUUCAUCUCUCCAAAAAAUCCUGUAUGGGUUUUUCGCCACUGCAAGAA
Molecule: messenger RNA, 835 nt
Organism: Sitophilus oryzae (rice weevil)
Lineage: Eukaryota; Metazoa; Arthropoda; Insecta; Coleoptera; Curculionidae
Exons: 2
Coding region: 157-615 (152 amino acids)
Source: RefSeq, a predicted model, not a curated record